CAGCCGCUGCAGCGGCUCAGGCCUCUGUGAUUACAGCUCCCUUCCUGCCGCCACAGCUGGCCGGGAGGAGGGGGAAGAGUCAGCUGGGGCUAGGGCUGGUGCAGCAGGCGCCGGGCCCGGAGCCCGGAGUCCGGAGUCGGGAGUCUAGAGCUGCGCAGCCUGCCCACUUCCCUGUGUCCCGCUGGGUCUCACGGGGGGACCGGCUGCCCCCAGCACCAAGCACCACCCAAGGGGCCAUCCCAGACAUCCAGGGACCAGGAACCAGGAACCAUGUUAUGUUGGAUCCUCGAGGCCAGUUGGAGGUGGCCAGGGCCAUGAGCCUUGGGGAAGCAGCGCGGUGGCCAUAGCCAAGCAGGGGGUGAGGAGAGACAUGUGGGCACAGGCCUGUCGGGGUCAGCACACUGCUCCCCCGUCCCUUAGCAAUGGCUGCGAUCCCCUCCACCUACAGACUCCUCUGCUGGGUCUUUGUCCUCACCCUCACCCUGGACCAUACACACUCCGGUGCCCGUGCCUUCCAGUCUCAAGAGGAAUUCCUGUCCAGCCUCAAGAGCUAUGAAAUCGCCUUCCCUACGCGAGUGGACCCCAAUGGAGUGCUGUUGGCCUUUGCACCCCCAGCUCCUGCUGGGAGGAAGCGGCACCGCAGAGGCAGGUCAAGGACCCCACCCCCAGAGCCCAGGCUCUUCUACAAGGUGGCUGCCCCCAGCACCCAUUUCCUGCUCAACCUGACCCGCACCCGGCGCCUGCUGGCCGAGCACUUCUCUGUGGAAUACUGGACAAGGGAUGGCCCUGCCUGGCAGCGCCCAGCCCGGCCCAACUGCCUGUAUGCCGGCCACCUUCAGGGUCAGCCCCUCAGCUCCAGAGUGGCUAUCAGUAACUGCAAUGGGCUGCAUGGCUUAAUUGUGGCUGAUGAAGAGGAGUACCUCAUUGAGCCCCUGAGUGGUGGAGGCCCUGGGGGCCGAGGAAUCGAGGAAAGCAGCCCCCACGUGGUGUACAAACGCUCUUCUCUGCAGUACCCACACCUGGAUGCUGCUUGUGGAGUGCUAGACGAGAAGCCAUGGAAGGGUCGGCCGUGGUGGCUGCGUACCUUGAAGCCACCCCCCGCUAGGCCCCGGGGCAAUGAAACCGAGCGGGGACAGCUGGCCCUGAAGCGCUCAGUCAGCAGAGAACGAUAUGUGGAAACUCUGGUAGUGGCAGACAAGAUGAUGGUGGGCUACCAUGGGCGCCGCGACAUUGAGCAGUAUGUGCUUGCCGUCAUGAAUAUUGUUGCCAAACUUUUCCAGGACUCCAGUCUGGGGAAUAUUGUUAACAUUAUGGUGACCCGGCUCAUUCUGCUCACUGAAGACCAGCCCACACUGGAGAUCACUCACCAUGCAGGGAAGUCACUAGACAGCUUUUGCAAGUGGCAGAAGUCAAUUGUGAACCGGAGUGGCCACGGAAAUGCUCUCCCGGAGAAUGGCGUGGCCAACCAUGACACGGCUGUGCUAAUCACCCGCUAUGACAUCUGCAUCUACAAGAAUAAGCCCUGUGGCACUUUAGGUCUGGCCCCUGUGGGUGGGAUGUGUGAGCGGGAGCGGAGCUGUAGUAUCAAUGAAGACAUCGGCCUGGCCACUGCCUUCACCAUUGCUCAUGAGAUCGGCCACACGUUUGGCAUGAACCACGACGGGGUUGGAAACACGUGUGGUUCCCAGGGCCAGGACACAGCCAAGCUCAUGGCUGCCCAUGUCACCAUGAAGACGAAUCCUUUUGUCUGGUCAUCCUGCAGCCGCGAUUACAUCACCAGCUUUCUGGACUCUGGCCUGGGCCUGUGCCUGAACAAUGCCCCGCCCAGGCAGGACUUCGUGUACCCCACGGUGGCACCGGGCCAGGCCUAUGAUGCAGAUGAACAGUGUCGCUUCCAGUAUGGAAUCAAAUCCCGCCAGUGUAAAUACGGGGAGGUCUGUAGUGAACUCUGGUGCCUGAGCAAAAGCAACCGGUGCAUCACCAACAGCAUCCCAGCCGCCGAGGGCACGCUGUGCCAGAGCAGCACCAUUGACAAGGGGUGGUGCUACAAGCGGGUGUGUGUCCCCUUUGGGUCACGGCCAGAGGGCGUGGAUGGAGCCUGGGGCCCCUGGACCUCAUGGGGUGAAUGCAGCCGCACCUGCGGGGGUGGUGUCUCCUCUUCCAGCCGGCAGUGUGAUAGCCCCAGGCCAACCAUUGGAGGCAAAUAUUGCCUAGGGGAGCGGCGUCGCUAUCGGUCCUGCAACACAGAUGACUGUCCCCCAGGCUCCCAGGACUUCAGGGAGGUACAGUGCUCGGAAUUUGACAGCGUCCCUUUCCGGGGGAAAUAUUAUACCUGGAAGACAUACCGGGGAGGGGGUGUGAAGUCCUGUUCCCUCACCUGCUUGGCAGAAGGUUUCAACUUCUACACAGAGCGGGCAGCAGCUGUGGUGGAUGGGACGCCAUGCCGACCGGACACCGUGGACAUCUGUGUCAACGGAGAGUGCAAGCAUGUAGGCUGCGACCGAGUCCUGGGUUCAGACCUUCGGGAGGAUAAGUGUCGGGUGUGUGGGGGUGAUGGAAGCUCCUGUGAGACCAUCGAAGGUGUAUUUUCUGGGGCCAUCCCCAAGGGCGAGUAUGAAGAGAUCAUUUGGAUUCCCAAGGGCUCUGUCCAUAUUUCUAUUCAGGAUUCGAAUCCCUCGCUCAGCCACCUUGCUCUAAAAGGGGAAGAUGAUGCCUUUCUCCUGGAUGGGCUGCCCAAGACCCCCCAGCCCCACCGCUUGCCCCUGGCUGGGACCAUCUUCCAGCUACACCAUGGGCCAGACCAACCCCAGAUUCUGGAGGCCUUGGGUCCAACCAACAUCACCAUCAUUGUCAUGGUCCUGGCCCGAUCGGAGCUCCAGGGAAUCCGAUACCGCUUCAAUGCGCCAAUCUCUCAUGAGGCCCUGCCCCCAUAUGCCUGGCACUAUACACCCUGGACCAAGUGCUCGGCGCUGUGUGCAGGCGGCAGCCAGGUACAGGCUGCAGAGUGUCGGAAGCAGCUGGACAGCUCCACUGUGGCCCCUCACCACUGCAGCCCCCACAGCAAACUGCCCAAGAGGCAGCGGGCAUGCAACACGGAACCCUGCCCCCCAGACUGGGCUGUGGGGAACUGGUCGAGCUGUAGCCGGAGCUGUAAUUCAGGGGUGAGGAGCCGAUCUGUGGUGUGUCAGCGCCGGGUUUCUGCAGAUGAAGAAAAGGCUCUAGAUGACAGCGCCUGCACCCAGCCCCGGCCCCACGUGCUGGAGCCUUGCAAUAGCCCAGCCUGCCCACCAGAGUGGGUGACUCUUGACUGGUCCGAGUGUACCCCCAACUGUGGGCCUGGCUUCCGACACCGAGUCGUCCUGUGUAAAAGUGGAGACCACAGUGCUACGCUGCCCUCUAGCCAGUGUCCAGCGGCUACCAAGCCUCCCACCAGCAUGAGGUGCAACCUCCGCCGGUGUCCCCCACCCCGUUGGGUGACUGGCGAGUGGGGAGAGUGCUCAGCGCAGUGUGGCUUCGGGCAGCAGCUGAGGUCCGUGAAGUGCACCACACACACAGGCCAGCCAUCCUGGGAGUGUCCUGAGGCCCUUCAGCCUCCAGCCAUGCAGCAAUGUGAGAGCAAAUGCCAGAGCAUCCCCGCAGGGGACAGCCCUGAAGAGUGCAGGGACGUGAACAAGGUCGCCUACUGCCCCCUUGUGUUCAAGUUCCAGUUUUGCAGUCGUGCCUAUUUCCGCCAGAUGUGCUGUAAAACCUGCCAGGGUCGAUAGGGGUGGGGGGGACAACCGCUGGAGACAUGUGAAGCUGAAGCCUGGAGGCUGGGGAGGGGAGAUGGGAUGGGGAAGGGGGAGAAGGAGGGGAAGGUUGGUAGUUUGAAUUCAUUAUUUAUUGGGCAUCACCACAGGACCUGACCCUUGCCCUAUGCCCCAGGUAGAGGAAUGUGUCCCAGCUGAGGCCUUCUAGGCUCCCCCAGCCUUAAGGGAUUGGUGGAAGGGAUGGGAGCAGCUGAUGGGAGCAUGGCCCAGAGAUCCGACAGGGCCAGGGGUGGGGGCCUGCGGCCACAGAGCACAGCCCUGCUACUGGGCUCCCCACUGAGAUUUGACCUGAAUUUGUACUGUGAAGAACUGGGAAGGGGGCUGGGGAGUUCCUGUUCCCACCCUCUUUGCCACCCUUGGUGCUAUGGGGUGCCCAGUGCCAGUGCCCCCGGGUCCUCCCUUCUUACCUUAAACCCUGAGUGCUUGAAAAGGACCUCUCUCUCUUCCCUGCUGCUCCCCUUCUGAGAGCACACAUUGGUCUGAAAAUGGAAGAGGGACUGUCCCCCACCCAGUCCUUGGUCCCCACCCUCCUAUACUCCCAGCACAAGAAGGGUUCUCUCCCGGGUCAGGGCUGCCCCACACGGUGCUAUAAUCCACCCCUUGUCCCAACCCUGGGGCAUGGGGACUGGGCAGGGAGCAAUGGCCAGGGAAUGUCUGGGAUUCCAGGCAUAGCUCAGCCCUGGCCCCUCAGUGUCUCCCCACAAGCAGGCCCCAGGUCAAUAAAACUAUCUUGUGUCUA
Molecule: messenger RNA, 4548 nt
Organism: Dromiciops gliroides (monito del monte)
Lineage: Eukaryota; Metazoa; Chordata; Mammalia; Microbiotheria; Microbiotheriidae
Gene: ADAMTS10
Product: ADAM metallopeptidase with thrombospondin type 1 motif 10
Exons: 25
Coding region: 423-3764 (1113 amino acids)
Biological process (GO): proteolysis; extracellular matrix organization
Cellular component (GO): extracellular matrix
Molecular function (GO): metalloendopeptidase activity
Source: RefSeq, a predicted model, not a curated record